Athene cunicularia (burrowing owl) is the source of this 2072-nucleotide messenger RNA. Its product is annotated as homeobox protein SIX2-like. NCBI's taxonomy places the organism in Eukaryota, Metazoa, Chordata, Aves, Strigiformes, Strigidae. The transcript is spliced from 9 exons. Gene Ontology annotation, molecular function: DNA-binding transcription factor activity, RNA polymerase II-specific; RNA polymerase II cis-regulatory region sequence-specific DNA binding. The record is from RefSeq and is a predicted model, not a curated record. Gene Ontology annotation, cellular component: nucleus; transcription regulator complex. The coding region runs from base 230 to 1504 and encodes 424 amino acids. Gene Ontology annotation, biological process: regulation of transcription by RNA polymerase II.
GUUAAGUGGUGGGGCUUUGUCCUUUAAGCACCCAGAACUUUCUAUCUCCAGCUCUGGAUCUAGGACAGUGCCAUGCAGCAGGAGCAAGAAGCCAGUUAGUGUCCUGCAAGGCCCACACCCAAGCCCGAGGAGAAAUCGAGGGCAACUGAACACAAGAUGUGGCUGAUUGGAGAAACAUGGAGAAUUAUGAGCAGAUUUUUAGGACAUAUCUGCACACAGCAAAACAAAGAUGCCUACCCUCAAAGAAGUUUUUCAGCAGGACGUAAGGAUGAAGCAGUUCAUGGCCAUGUUAAAGAGGAAUAAAGACAAGGAUCCCCCGCCCGCCAAGCUGCUGGAUCUAGCAGCACAGCUUUGCCAGGACCUCCAGACCUCAUCUCCUAGUCUGGAGAAGCUGGUUGGGGCCAUGAUGGGAUGCAAACACAAGAUGUAUUUUCUCACUAAUAUCCACAUUGUCCGAGCUUGUGUACUCGUUCAUGUCCAUAAUGGGCAGCAUGACACAGCCUGCAGACUCCUGGAGUAUUGCAAGGCAGAGGAGAAGGAGCAGCUGGUGCAACUUUGGCAUGAGAUUCACUACCGGAGAGUUAUGGAGAAAUACCACACAGAUUUUUUGACACCACUGCAGAAAUUCCGUUGCAGGAAGAGGAAUCCUCCACCUAUUUCCCUUUGUCCUGAAGGUUUGAAGAGUCGAAACUAUUCAGAUGAAGUACGCCAGCAGCUGCACAGGUUUGCUACAGAGGUGACAACAAAUCCAAACAAGAAACAGCGGGAGGAAUUGGCUCAGCACAUGAACCUGCAGCCAACUCAGGUCUAUAACUGGUUUGCAAAUUAUCGUCGACGUCAAAAAUCCUGCCUCCCUCAUACGGAAAAACUCAACAACUCCUGGCCUGAGAGGGCUUUGACCUACCACACAAAGGAGCAGCAAGAUAAUGGAUCCUACGGUGCACAAACUGCAGAUGGAUCUUGUGUAGGUAUCGGCUCUGAGCAAACGGAGAUAACCCUCGUGCCCUGUGACCCUGGGUGGGAGCAGUCAGCUGCAGAUCUGGAUAAUAAGCCUUCUGAAGGAAUGUAUUUAAAGAUGCUGGAAUCCAGCUUUAUGCAGAGCAGUCAGCUGUAUGAAGAAAGGGCAAGCAAGGCUUUCUCUGACAAUACUGAACAGCUUGUAGCUUUCUGCACCGAGGCUAUGCUGGAACCAGGAACCUGCUUUAACUUGGCUCACCUGCAGCCUGGAGCAGUAGCAAGCAGUGCUUAUGCCAGUCCCCAGCAGGAUAACUUUGCCCGGUGCUCUUGCAGGCCCCUUACCUUCCCGGGUGAGCAGCUGGCCGUGUGGCAGGCCCCUUGCAGCACCAGAGGAGUCUCUGGCUCCAUGUGGACCCCAAGUAUGGAAGUUCCUGUCAGACUGUGUUUGGCAAGCCUCAGUGCCCACCUGUUUCUGCACCCUCCAUGGCAGAAAGCCAAGCCCUGGGACAAAGCCAGGUCCUGGAGGAUCCAGCUGGUGAUCCAUUAACCAACGACACGUUCUGGGGAGCAUGGCUGCUCUUUAAAUUCUCAUCUGGGGGACAAAUGUGACCUGCCUGCAGAGACGCUCAAUGUGGUCUGCACUUCCCCAGGAAACACUCCAUCCUUUUUUGGUUUUGUUUUUGGUUUUUUUUUGUUUGUUGUUUUUAAAUGAAUGAGGGGUUUAACAUGGAGAUGAAGAGAGAGAAUGAGGUGGAAUGAUUAAGGCUUUUUCUAAUGGUUGCAACGUUUGUUUUAGUUACAGUUUUAUUAAGAAUUUUGAAAGGUUAGAAGAAACAAAAGGUGCAUUUUGGAUUGUAGGUUUUUACUGGAACAGUCUGAAGCUGCACUGUAGAUGCUAAAAAUAUUAAGUCACUGGUUCUGUGGCAGUUACAUAUUUCUACCCAUAGCACUGGUCAGAUCUGAGUCCUUAAUUACAUCAUGAACGUAAACGAAGCUCUCGUACUUAAAAAGAGUAAAUUUAGUUACAUUGCCUAGCAGUGGAUAUUGGAUAACUUUUUCUCAGGCCUGGAAAAUAAAGUCUCAGUGAAGUGCUGGGAAAAUACUGCUGUUUUUCA